GGGAGCCCGCAGGAAGGGCAGGCCCGCCGCUGCCCCUGGGAUCUGCUGUCUCGCCGCCGCACGAGGCCGGGACACGGCGGAAGCGCCGGAGCGGCGUGCCGGGCCGCGCCGCCCCCUCGGGGGGACACCCGGCGGCUCGUCUGCGCUGCCCCGCCCGGGCCGGCCGCGCUCCCUGCCCGCAGUGGGGUCCCGCCGCCGGCCGAUCCUCCCCCGCGCCGCCGCCGGGACUUACGGCAGUUUUGUUACUUUCUCGGACUUACAUGGACAUUUCCCGGGAGCGCGCUUAGAACGCGGGCGCCGCGUCCCGCCAGCCGCUCGCCGCCCUCCUCACCGCGGGCACCGCCGCUGUCUCUGCCGCUCGCGCCCCGGGACGCGAAGGCUCCCGGCGGCGCGGCCCCCGCCUGCCCCCACCGGCCCGCCUGCCUCGCCGACUUUCUCCGCCGCUCGGAGCGAGAGCAACAGCUUGCCCGGCCCGGCCGAGACAAACGACGCGGGAGGCAGCGAGGGAGCGGGCGGCGGCGGGCACCGCCGAGCCGCGGCCUCUCCGCCGGAGCCGCGAGGAGCUGCCCUCCCUCCCUCCUCCCCGUCCCGGGCCGCGGAGCCACGCCGGGCGGCGCUGCGGGGACCGGCGGCGGGGCCCCGCCGCCCGGGAGGAGAGCGCGCCCGGGGGGGCGCCCGCUCCCUCGCCUCUUGCGGGCUGCUGCCGCGGGGUGCCUGGCCGCCGCCGCCCGCGCCCUGCUCCGCCGCGGCCCCGGCGCCCGCUCCGGCGCCCGGGGUGAUGCCAUGCCCCGCAACCACGGCGGCGGGGAGGAGGGCGGCUCCGCGGGGCUCUGGGUGAAGAGCGGCGCGGCAGCUGGCAUGAAGGAUGUGGAGUCGGGCCGGGGCAGGGCGCUGACGAGCUCAGCGGCCCGCGGCGACGGCCUGCUGCUCCUGGGCACCGGCGGCGCGGCCGCCCCCGCCGGGCUGCGGGAGGGCCGCCGCGGGAAGCACGGCGCCCGCAUGAGCCUGCUGGGGAAGCCGCUGUCUUACAGCAGCGGACCGAGCUGCCGCAGGAACGCCAAGUACCGCCGCCUGCAGAACUACCUGUACAACGUGCUGGAGCGGCCCCGCGGAUGGGCCUUCGUCUAUCACGCCUUCGUUUUUCUCCUUGUGUUUGGUUGCUUGAUUUUGUCCGUGUUUUCUACUAUUCCUGAACACACAAAACUUGCCUCUGGUUGUCUCUUCAUUUUGGAGUUUGUCAUGAUUGUUGUCUUUGGUUUGGAAUUUAUUAUUCGUAUCUGGUCUGCUGGGUGCUGCUGUCGAUACCGAGGAUGGCAAGGAAGACUGCGCUUUGCAAGGAAACCGUUCUGUGUGAUAGACAUCAUUGUUCUCAUCGCUUCAAUAGCAGUUGUUUCUGCAAAAACUCAAGGUAACAUUUUUGCAACAUCAGCACUGAGAAGUCUUCGUUUCCUACAGAUCCUUCGUAUGGUGCGCAUGGACCGAAGAGGAGGCACUUGGAAAUUAUUAGGUUCUGUAGUUUAUGCACAUAGCAAGGAAUUAAUCACAGCCUGGUACAUAGGAUUUUUAGUACUCAUCUUUUCAUCUUUCCUGGUUUAUUUGGUGGAAAAAGAUGCAAAUACCGAAUUCUCCACAUAUGCAGAUGCUCUCUGGUGGGGCACAAUCACAUUGACAACCAUUGGCUAUGGAGACAAAACUCCUCUUACUUGGCUUGGAAGGUUGCUUUCUGCGGGAUUUGCUCUACUUGGCAUUUCUUUCUUUGCACUACCUGCGGGCAUCCUCGGCUCAGGAUUUGCAUUGAAAGUGCAGGAACAGCAUCGUCAGAAACACUUUGAGAAAAGAAGGAAUCCAGCUGCAAGUUUAAUUCAGUGUGUAUGGCGUAGUUAUGCUGCUGAUGAGAAAUCAGUUUCCAUUGCUACCUGGAAGCCUCAUUUGAAGGCCUUGCAUACCUGCAGCCCUACAAAAAAAGAACAAGGGGAAUCUUCUAGCAGUAAGCUUUGUAGUAAUAAACAGAAGCUCUUCAGGAUGUACACCCCUCGGAAACAUAGCCAAAAGCUAAGUUUCAAGGAGCGGGUCCGGAUGGCCAGCCCACGAGGUCAAAGUAUAAAAAACAGGCAAUCUUCAGUCGGAGAUCGCCGGUCCCCAGGUGCUGACAUUGCCACCGAGGGCAGCCCAACCAAAGUCCAGAAGAGCUGGAGCUUCAACGACCGAACCCGCUUCAGGCCCUCGCUGCGGCUGAAGAGCUCCCAGCCCAAGCCCAUGGUUGAUGCUGACACCAGUCUUGGAACAGACGAUGUUUAUGAUGACAAAGGGUGCCAGUGUGAUGUGUCGGUAGAAGAUCUCACCCCUGCUCUUAAAACUGUCAUUAGAGCUAUCAGAAUUAUGAAGUUUCAUGUUGCAAAGAGAAAGUUUAAGGAAACGCUUCGCCCAUAUGAUGUCAAAGAUGUCAUUGAACAGUAUUCAGCAGGUCACCUAGACAUGUUGUGCAGGAUUAAGAGUCUUCAGUCACGCGUUGACCAAAUUCUUGGGAAAGGACAAAUCACAGCAGAUAAAAGAAGCAGAGAGAAGAAUCCUGCAGAGCAUGAGACAACUGAUGAUGUCAGUAUGUUAGGGCGGGUAGUCAAAGUGGAGAAACAGGUACAAUCCAUUGAAUCAAAACUGGACUGUCUAUUAGAUAUUUAUCAACAAGUUCUGCGAAAAGGAUCUGCAUCCGCGCUCACUUUGGCUUCAUUUCAAAUGCCAGCUUUCGAGUGUGAGCAGACUUCUGAUUAUCAGAGUCCAUCAGACAGCAAAGAUUUGUCUAACUCUGCACAACUUAGUGGAUGUGUAUCCAGAUCAGCUAGUGCCAAUCUGCCUCGUGGCCUACAGCUUAUACUGACACCAAAUGAAUUUAGCACUCAGGCUUACUAUGCUUUUAGUCCAGCUAUGCAUAGUCAAGCAACACAAGUGCCAAAUGAUGGACCUGCAACAGUUAAUAAUGCAUCAAACCAAAUAAACCAGACAAGUAAGCCAGCAACUCCGACAACAUUACAAAUACCACCCUUCUCAUCGAUGAAGCAUAUCAAUAGGCCUGAGCCCAUUCAUAUUAUUCCUGUAACCACACAGGAAAAUAUUUCUAAUGUCACCGCUUGCCUUGUUGCAUCAAAGGAUAAUGGACAAGUUGCACAACCCAGUGCAACAAAGGAUCUCACAUGGAGAAAAAGUCUGGAUACAGAAGGGGAACAUUUGCUCUCAGUUAAACCUGUAGUGCAAAUGGAUUUAGGAAAAUCUUUAUCUGUACAAAACCUUAUACAGUCAACAGAAGAACUGAAUAUACAGAUUGCUGGCAGUGACUCCAGUGGUUCCAGAGGUAGCCAAGAUGUAUACUCCAAAUGGAGGGAGUCAAAAUUAUUUAUAACGGAUGAAGAGUUGGAGACAGAGGCAGGGACAGAGACUACUGAAGCCAUCUCACGCCCAUUAGUGGAAACAACUCUCUCUGCUGACUCUCUAAGGACUGGAAUAUCAAGAUCAUCUCAAAACAUCUGCAAGCCAGGGGAUGGUACAGAAGCACUCAAUCUGCUCCAUGUCAAACUUAAGUAACUUCUGGCUUUCUUCAUUGGCUGGGUCAUUCCUCUAGUCAUACAUAUCAUAGCAUGAACUGUUUUGAAAGCCUUUUUAAUAAGAUAAAAUCACAAAAAUCAGGAUGAAUCUGCAAAGCAGUUGAAUGAGCCCAUAUUUCCUAGUUGCAUGAAAAAGCAUGUCUAAGCAAUGGCUAACAUCCAAAUUUAUACCUACAGUACAGCAGCCUUUCAUGUAGUACAGUAGGUUUAAAUAAUGAGUUGCCUACAAAGCUAAUGCUGCAGGAUGUAUCAAAAAACAAAAAUUUGAGCAUUUAGACCUUGUGCUGUUUCUAUGGGGCAGAAGUAAAAAUCUUAAGGUUUAAAGCACUUUGCUUCUGAACUGAAUAAAUAUAUAUAUAUAUAAUGUCCUGAUUUAGAUGAUAGUUUAUGUUUACAACAAAAAGAUUAUCUACAGCUGCUAGCAAGGUACCAAGGAAAUGAGUAACAUGGGGUUAGAAAUGGCUGCCAGUUGCAAGAUACACACAUUAACUCAUCAGUAAUCAGUUAUUUUUAGCUCUGAGGAACAGUACGUUAAUACCUGAUUUUUGGUGAUCUAGUGCUGUGGCAGAAGUAGCUGACACACCACUGUCACAUUGUUCUUUAUAACAAGAACUAUUUUGUUACAAAAGGUUUGUAUUUUAAGGAUUGGGUCUGGCCUCAGAAGUGAAUAACAUAGGGGACUGCACCGAAAAUUCAAGUGAAUCUCUCCUUCUAGUUUCAUUGAGAAGCUGACUUGUGAAUCUGAACCAUUUUGGCAGCAGUAGGUGAGGGAAGGAAGCAGGUGCUGCCUUUAUUGUAGAAGCAAUAUUUCCUUCUUGUGAAAAUUUUGGCAAUUUUCCUUGCAGUCCCAGCCUGAUACUACAACAGCACUUUCAUAAGGCUGGGCAAGAAAGGAAAAUGAGGAACUGAAAUACAGAGUAAAACUAAAGAGGACAGAACAGAAGGGAGAAAGACAACACAAUCAAUAGGAAAAUAAGUAAAUAAUAAUAUGGAUUUAGAUGGGCAGGAAGGGAAAUCAUCCCAUAAAAUAAAACAAGAAAGGUGAAGAAGGAAAAAGUUACUUUUUUUUUCCUCACAGAUACUGAGUGUUAUUUAAAAAAUUUUUUAAAAAUUAAAAAAAAAAAACAUGCAGGCAAUCAGAA
Messenger RNA from Pyrgilauda ruficollis (rufous-necked snowfinch), 4738 nucleotides. It is a transcript of the gene KCNQ5, whose product is annotated as potassium voltage-gated channel subfamily Q member 5. Gene Ontology annotation, molecular function: voltage-gated potassium channel activity. Gene Ontology annotation, biological process: transmembrane transport; potassium ion transport. Bases 784 to 3576 code for a protein of 930 amino acids. Gene Ontology annotation, cellular component: membrane. NCBI's taxonomy places the organism in Eukaryota, Metazoa, Chordata, Aves, Passeriformes, Passeridae. The transcript is spliced from 15 exons. The record is from RefSeq and is a predicted model, not a curated record.